CUAGCCUUGCAUAUCCUGCUAUAGGUCAGCAUCAGUCCGAUGGCAUCUCUCUCCUAAAGGUUCUGUUUAGCGGGGUGGCAAGUACGGGAGCUGCCCUAAAACUGACCUGCAGGGCAGGCCCAGGCCAGCUCUCCCGAAGGCUCCCUGCCUGGCCCCUGAGCCGGUCCCACUGGUGUGGAGCACCCAGGCUGGCCCCUGGGGCAGCUCUGCUUAGGAAGGCAGGCAGGGCCAGGCGCAGGCCGAAAACCGAACCGGCUGCCCCAACUUCCUCUCUUCUCGCACCGCCCCCUCCACCCGCCCUCCUCUGCCUAGCGUGGGGGAUGUUUUCCAUUGCCUGGCAUACAAGUUCCAUCCUGCUGUUUCCUCCUGUUUUCCGGAGUUAAACUUUUCUGGGGACACACCACCAGCCCCAGGCCCUGAUCCUGUGCAGAAAAAAGCAGGAGGGAGCCCGAGGAGGGAACCACAGCCAGAGGAGGGCAUUUCGGGCGGGGCUGCUGCUUCUCCCGCGGCCCGCUCAGCAGGCCCACACUCAGAUGUCUGCCGCACCACUCCGAGCGCCCAGCCCCGUGGCGGCCAAAGCCGCUGCUGCCUGACGCUGACCCCAGGCCUUUGUUGCGUGAUCUUUACAGGAAGGAGAAUCACCCCACUCGCCUCAACUCUGGGAGCCACCCUGAAGACUUAAUAGGAUGAGAAAACUGAGGCCUAGAGAAAGUCAUGAAGGACGUUGAGUCAGGAUCUCCUAAACCAGAGAGAGGCAGCUGGUGAAGCAUUUGGUGAAGGGCAGCAAGUCAGGAUCUCCUAAACCAGAGACGGGCAAUGUAAAGCACGUGACGCAUAGUAGGAGCUCAGUGAACAGUGGCUACCAUCGCUCCCCCCAGGGCCCAGGGCUCCCCCAGUCUCCUUCCUUUCUCACCAGCCUGGCCACACAAAAUCCCCUCUAUCCUUGUUCUCAGAAGCAAAGGGAGGACCAGGCCGGCCACCCCGGAGGAUAAAAUGGCAAGACUGUGCGCUGCCUUCAGAUGCCCACGAGCCUGUGCUUCCUAGUCCUGUCUCUACCCCUAUAGCUGGUCCCCCAACUGAUCUAUCACAAUGGCAGCCCUGAUCGCCGAGAACUUCCGGUUCCUAUCACUCUUCUUCAAGAGCAAGGAUGUGAUGAUUUUCAAUGGGCUGGUGGCACUGGGCACGGUGGGCAGCCAGGAGCUGUUCAGUGUGGUGGCUUUCCACUGUCCUUGCUCACCAGCCCGGAACUACCUGUAUGGGCUGACGGCCAUCGGUGUGCCCGCCCUGGCACUCUUCCUCAUUGGUGUCAUCCUCAACAAUCACACCUGGAAUCUAGUUGCUGAAUGCCAGUACCGGAGGACCAAGAACUGCUCGGCUGCUCCCACCUUCCUCCUCCUAAGCUCCAUCCUGGGCCGCGCGGCUGUGGCCCCUGUCACCUGGUCUGUCAUCUCCUUGCUGCGUGGUGAGGCCUAUGUCUGUGCUCUCAGUGAAUUCGUGGACCCCUCCUCACUCAAGGCUGAGGAAGAGGGCUUCCCACCAGAACAUUCCACAGAAAUCCUGGCCAGGUUCCCUUGCGGGGAGGGCCCUGCCAACCUGUCAGGCUUCCGGGAGGAAGUCAGCCGCAGGCUCAAGUAUGAGUCCCAGCUCUUUGGGUGGCUGCUCAUCGGCGUGGUGGCCAUCCUGGUGUUCCUGACCAAAUGCCUCAAGCAUUACUGCUCACCGCUCAGCUACCGCCAGGAGGCCUACUGGACACAGUAUCGAGACAGCGAGGACCAGCUCUUCCAGCGCACCGCCGAGGUGCACUCGCGGGUGCUGGCUGCCAACAACGUGCGCCGCUUCUUCGGUUUCGUGGCGCUCAACAAGGACGAGGAGGAGCUGGUUGCCAAGUUCUCGGUGCAAGGCACACAGCCGCGGCCACAGUGGAACGCCAUCACCGGUGUCUAUUUGUACCGCGAGAAUCAGGGCCUCCCACUCUACAGCCGCCUGCACAAGUGGGCCCAGGGUCUGACGGGCAACGGCACGGGCCCAGACAACAUGGAGAUGGCCCUGCUCGUCUCCUAAGGGUCCUGUUCCCGCGCCCUUUGCAAAUAACAGUCCUUGGUCCUAAACUGAACCCCACAGUCUGCUCACAUCAGCACAUCGGCAGGGGACUUUUUAAAACCAUAGUUUUAAAAAAAAAAAAAAAACAGGCCAAGAGAAAGAAACAAAGUAAUCUAGGUGCAGAGAGGAGAGCCGGUAGACAAGGUGGCCAGCUCAGACCUGAAGAAUUCCCCUCUCCUGUUGCCACCUGCUACCUGGUCAACAGCUCUGGGGAAAAGAACCUUUCCCAGAAUUAACCCUUAACUAUGAUAUGAAUGGCCUUUUACUGUUGGGACUCCAAGGCUGAGAAGCCCUGGCGAGCAGAGCCAGAUGACAAUGAAAUUCACAGUAGGCUACCUGUAUAGGAUAUCACUCAGUUAAUUUGUUAUUGCAUAUGUUAUUGUCUAAUUGCAUAUGGACACCCAGUUCAGUGGUGCUCAGCUGGGAAGCUGACCCCAAUGUAUGCCACUGGCUUUAUUUCAUAUGUUUACCUUUUUAAUAAAGCUUUUCUAAAAAUC
Messenger RNA from Pteropus alecto (black flying fox), 2597 nucleotides. RefSeq names its product calcium homeostasis modulator family member 2 (gene CALHM2). The transcript has 4 exons. The record is from RefSeq and is a predicted model, not a curated record. Gene Ontology annotation, molecular function: monoatomic cation channel activity. Bases 1090 to 2061 code for a protein of 323 amino acids. NCBI's taxonomy places the organism in Eukaryota, Metazoa, Chordata, Mammalia, Chiroptera, Pteropodidae.